AAUGACUAGGUACCUGAAGGAAUUCCGCACGGAACAGUGCCCUCUUUUUGUGCAGCACAAGUGUACUCAGCACAGGCCCUAUACAUGCUUCCACUGGCACUUUGUGAACCAGCGUCGUCGCCGGUCUAUCCGCCGUCGGGACGGCACAUUUAACUACAGUCCUGACAUUUACUGCACCAAAUAUGAUGAGACCACAGGGAUCUGUCCAGAAGGAGAUGAGUGUCCAUUCCUGCAUAGAACUACUGGUGACACAGAGCGGAGAUAUCACCUGCGCUACUACAAAACUGGAAUCUGCAUCCAUGAGACUGACUCAAAAGGAAACUGCACCAAGAAUGGCCUCCACUGUGCUUUUGCUCAUGGGCCACAUGAUCUCCGCUCUCCAGUUUAUGAUAUCAGGGAGCUUCAGGCCAUGGAGGCUUUGCAGAAUGGUCAGACCACAUCGGAGGGUGGCAUUGAGGGUCAGUCUGCAGUUGCCGCUAGCCACGCUAUGAUAGAGAAAAUACUCAGUGAAGAGCCAAGGUGGCAAGACACAACAUAUGUUUUGGGGAACUACAAAACAGAACAAUGUAAGAAGCCCCCACGUCUCUGCCGCCAGGGCUAUGCCUGCCCUUACUACCAUAAUAGCAAAGAUAGAAGAAGAAGCCCUAGGAAGCACAAAUACAGAUCCUCCCCAUGUCCUAGUGUGAAGCAUGGAGAUGAGUGGGGAGAUCCCAGUAAGUGUGACAAUGGAGAUGCGUGCCAGUAUUGUCAUACCCGCACAGAACAACAAUUUCACCCCGAGAUCUACAAAUCAACAAAAUGUAAUGACAUGCAACAAUCUGGCAGCUGCCCCCGAGGACCCUUCUGUGCCUUUGCACAUGUAGAACAACCUCCACUUAGUGAAGAGUUACAACCAACGUCGGCUGUUUCCAGCCCAACGCAAACAGGCCCUGUAAUGUAUAUGCCCUCAGCAGCAGGCGACUCUGUUCCUGUCAGCCCUUCUAGUCCACAAGCCCCAGACCUUAGCAAUGUAUGGAAUAAACCAGGAACUCUGCCAACUAGCCCCACGUCCACCACAAUACUCUGUAGAAAUAGCAGUCUUGGAAGCCCAUCUAAUAUAUGUGGAUCCCCUCCUGGUGCCAUUGGAAAACCUCAUAGCUUGGAAAGCAUUGGCUUUUCCUCAGAUUCAGUAACUGCAGCCAGUAGUUAUAAGAAGGCUCCUGGCUUUGAGCGGGAAGACUUGGUUGGAGCAGAGUACUUAAAGAAUUUCAAAUGUCAGCCAGCAAAGAUAAAAUCCCAUUCCAUGGAACACAGAACCCAAGAACAACCUCUGUUACAGCCCAAACAGGAUAUACUGGGGAUUCUUCCUGUUGGCAGUCCACUGACAUCUAGCAUCUCCUCUAGUAUCACCUCUAGUUUGGCAGCAACACCUCCAAGCCCAGCAGGCACCAGCAGUGUCCCAGGCAUGAAUGCCAAUGCCCUUCCGUUCUACCCAACCAGUGACACAGUAGAGUCUGUGAUAGAGUCUGCCUUGGAUGACCUGGACCUGAACGAAUUCGGAGUGGCUGCCCUGGAGAAGACAUUUGACAGCAGCUCGGUGCCCCACACGAGUGGCAUCAUGAUAGGUGGGAGUUUGCUGCAAAGUUCUGCUCCUGUAAAUAUCCCAGGGUCCCUUGGAAGUUCUGCCUCCUUUCACUCUGCCUCUCCUUCUCCACCGGUCAGCUUAUCAUCGCAUUUCCUCCAUCAGCCCCAGGGACACUUAAGCCAAUCAGAAAACACGUUCCUGGGGACAUCAGCUUCUCAUGGAUCAUUAGGCUUAAAUGGAAUGAACAGCAGCAUAUGGGAGCACUUUGCUUCUGGAAGUUUUUCCCCCAGUACCUCGCCUGCAUUUCUGUCAGGUCCAGGUGCUGCUGAGCUGGCCAGGUUGCGGCAAGAAUUAGAUGAAGCGAACAGCACGAUCAAACAGUGGGAGGAAUCUUGGAAACAAGCUAAACAGGCUUGUGAUGCUUGGAAGAAAGAAGCAGAAGAAGCUAAUGAUCGCGCCAAUACAGCAACCAUUGAAUGUGAGCUAGCCCGAGACCAGCGGGAAGCCUUGGAGUUGCAGGUCAAGAAACUUCAAGAGGAAAUUGAAAGGAUCCACACUGGCCAGGACCCCCAGUUUCUGCGUUCACUCUCAGAUCUAGAGACCCUUUCCCUCUCCACACUUUAUAACCUCCAAAAACAGCUGCGUGCCAACCUAGAAAGAGUUGAUAAGGCAGUGUUCCAGAUGCAGUCGGUGAAAUGCCUCAAGUGCCAGGAAGAAAACCGGGUGGUACUACCGUGCCAACACACUGUGCUGUGUGAGACGUGCGCUGAGGAGGGUGAAUGCCCCAUCUGCCAUCCCAACAGGCCACAUGCUCUCCAGUCGUGACCCUACUAGGACACUGGGUUUAGCAUAUCACAUAGAACUUUUUAACUUUAUAUAUAUAUAUAUAUAUAUAUAUAUAUAAAAUAUAAUAUGAAUAUAUAUAUGAACAUAUAUAUAUAUAUACACACAUAAAAACAAGAUUAGUUGCAGAGCACUUUUUAAUACUUUGCAUCUCCCAUUUAAAGGGUUCCUCCUCCCUCACCCAAGUCCCUACUAAUUCUAACUCCUUAGGGACUUUUAGAGCUGUUUUUAAUAUAGAUCAAAGGGCCAUUUGCAGAGUCUGUUUCCUUCUCCCCACCCUCUUUUUUCUAUUAGGGUGUAACUUUUUUUUUAGUCUUUUCUGGAGAGAGAUUUAGAAAGGAGGGUGAAGAGGGGCUUGCAAGUGCUUUCCAAGGUGAUGACUGGACUCGUGGGGAGAAGAAAGAUGGAAAUCAAAUUUCUGAGUAUGUCUUCAUCCCUUCUCCUGCCUGUUGCCUCUUGCAUUGUCAUCUUUUAAUACUUUGAAAUUGCCAGACAUACAUUUGACCCAGUAGCAGAAGCCCCUCUGCACUCGACUGCCUGUUCAGAGCUUCACUCAUUUGGAACUCUUGUUGGCCUCCAAUAUUUGUGAGGGACUUGACUUGUCUGUUUUGUUUUGUUUUGUUUUGUUUUGUUUGAGGGGGGAUUCGCUCUUUAAAGGCUUUUAUGUCCCUCAAGGUUUUUACCAAAACAACAAAAAGGAUUGACACUGAAAACAAACCAGUGAGGCCUGGCCAUUGGCUGUGAUAAUUUUCUUAUAAGCGUUACUCAUCAGUGAAUGUUAGGGGAACCUUUUCAAGACUUCAGUAGCACUGCCAGGUGGAACUUCGUAAAAACAAAAGUUUGGAUUAGGUGGUUUUUAUUGUCUUGGCAAGGAACUGUGCUUCAGAACCAUGGGUAAUAGACAUGGAAGGCACCCUGGGUGGUAGGUAUAGGUAAAGAAGUGAAGCAGUGGGAGCACCUUUGGAACAGUCUGCUUUCUUAUCACUUGCUACUGGAUUUCCAUAGAACUUGCUUUCAGUGAUAAUUAAAUGGAGGCACAUAGAACCUUUGUGGCUUUUUAGUUCACUUAAUACGGGCCUCCAUAACUUGUGACCCACCAACCAAAUGUUGCCCACCAGUCAAAUAUGGUGGCCCCUUGUGGCCAAAUAACCCACCUGCUUUUUUUCUGACUGCCUGGGACUGUAGCAGUGGGGUGUUUUCGAUAAGCAUCUGACCACAGCCUACAACAGACAAUGGAUGGGCUGCAUUUGGCACAGCCUAUCUAAAGUUGUUCAGUAAUGGACUAAUAGUUGUUAAUGAGAAGAAACUCCCCCUCAAAAGGAAUACAUCCUUUGGCUUGUUGUUCCCUUCCCGUUCAUGAUACUGUUACUAGUAAUGUGGCAAGGAGCAACAUGCACUCUGUAUCCGUGGUCUGGAGGACAAAGCAGCCCUUUGCUUUGUGUGCUAGGAAAAGCUGAAAAUCCAGCCCUGUGCGGAGCAGUGUCAUCUGCUUGCCCAGUGCAGCGCUUGGCGUUGCUGCCCACGCUGCACGCUAACACAGACGUGGAGGUUAUACGAUGUGCUAGAGAAGAAGGGAUCCUGUGCAGGGGUUCACGUUGCAUCUAUUUAUUAAGCUGCCAAGAAUUCCCUUCUCUUUGAGACGUAUUCUUCUCCCCACUUCGUCACAUGGUUAAGACCAUGAUACACUUUGCUAAAGUUUACAUAGCAUACUUGUGGAUUGGGGAGUUGCAUACUGUUUUGAAAUUGGGAUUCCCUUGACCUGUAAUUUCUGCUGACUAUCAGAGAGAUUUUUAGAGAUUUAUAUACCACUUAGUGAUAUUUUAAAACAUAUUCAGCAGUAUAUAAAUUUAUUAUAUUAAAUUAAAUAAUAAAUAUUAGUAGAGAGAUUGUGGGGAAAAUAUAUCUAAAAUCACAACCAAAAUGAAGAAGAAGAUUCAGGGACCCUUAUUUUCAAAUGGCUCCAGUGCAAGAGUCUGAUUCCUAAUGAGCAUAACUGGGAACAGGCAACACCUAGAAGUGAAAGAUGUAAGAAGGCAGAGGAGUGGGAUAAAACUGACUAAAAUUCUAGGAUGCUAGAAUGCUCUCUUUUGAAAGAUUAAGUAGCCAGUUAUGUGUCAAGGAGACUUAUUUUCCUAGCCAUUUAGCAUUCUUCUGAAAGACUGGUAGUAAAUGCCAUGAGGCCACCCUUGAAGUGCCCUAUGUAGGCAGAAAGGGGAGGGGUACUGAGUGUGUUUCAUUUCAGAAAUACAUUCCUUUUCCUUGUGAUUAGGGCCAUUUUUCCAUGUUCUUGCAUGUUCUGAACUUUCCCUGAGCAUCUUUCUGCACAGGAUGGUCUUUAGAGAUCGUGUUGUCCAUCCUGUGCCUCUGAUCCAGGCAUCCCUCACCUGCUUAUGACUAGCCUGCAGCAGAUGGGAGCUGCACCAAGCCUGACUGGAACACCCAGUGUUUGCACAGCCCUGGGAGUGACUCCUAAGGAGCAGAGGGGGCUUGACUCCCAUGCUUCUGCUUUAGCACUAAACACCAAGCUGAUCAGGGGGACGUUUUCCAUGCAGAGGUGACUCCCUUACUGCCCCCUCUUACCAAAUAGCAUGUGUUUGUCCCCUUGGGUUGGCAGCACAGUCAGCUCCCUUGACUGCAAAUUCUUAUGUUUCUAUGGGUACCUGCCAGCAGAGAACUUUGAUGACGAUGGUGAAUAUCCUCCCAAGACGACCAAAAGAACUAUUAAUACAUUCCUCUUACACUGGACAUGCACUUAAUAGAAAACUGCAUGUAACAGAUAAAAUUAUGUGAUCACUCCUCAUAGACAGCAAUGCUUGCUACUUAUUUGGCUCACCUCUUACUAGUCAGCCAGUCACAGAAAUGCAUAGGUUUGCCUUUUUAUGAGAGUAGAUGGGCAGUAACCUGUUUGGGAUUCAAGCAACAGACAGCUGGAUUAUUAGAAGUAAUACCAGUUUAUUUCUUGUGUUUUGUGGGCCAGCAUGAGUUAGGUUUCCAAGCUCUGAGCAGAACUUCCUUAAACCAAUUUAAAAGGAAAGAGCACUCCUGAGCAUGUUUACUCAGAUGUAAGUUCCCCUGAACUUAGUAGGACUUCCUAGCAAAUGUGCUUAGGGUUGCAGCUUCAUCCAGUAAGUCCCUUUAAGGAACAAUAUUGCACUCUCCCCAAGAGUGCCUUAAAGCAGAGGGGUAUAGUCCCUGAUCAUGCGUUAAAUUUUGAUUAUGUGUCACAUUUCUAAAAAUUUAUAUUGGAGCCUAAAUCUAGCUGAUCUUCAGUGAAACUUGUGGCUUGGGAUACAUUUCUUUUUAAGUUGUCCUGCAGUUCCUGGGCGGUAGAACUCCCCACUGCAGUUUGUCUUGACUUGUUCAAAGAUUGCAACAACCUCUAGUCAAUAAAAAACAGCAGUCCAGUCCAGGACUCUAAUCUGUCAUUUUGUACUGGGAGUUUAACAUGUAAAAGUAUGAUAUUUAGAACUAUAGUAUCACUCCCUUGCUGAUCAGUCUCUGCUUUCUUUAGUUCACCCACCUUUUCCCCGUUCUGAAAAAAACACUGGAAACUCUAGCAAUCCUUGUUUUUCCUAAGAGUAAUCCAGCUUUCCACUAUCAGGUUUUUCCUCCAAAGUGUUUUCAUAUUCAAUGCAAGUACAUGAUUAGAUUGCUUUCAUAAUUCCACCCUUCCAUAUUUGGCAGGGUUAAUAUGCAUUCCCAGAUGAUCUCAAAGUGCAGCUCUGUUUAGUUUUUUUUUAUUAACUUUUAUGUUUGGUAAAACUGCUUUUUCAAUGUGUAUAUUGUACUAGUAUCUGUUUAUUUGUUUUUUUUUUUAAAGAACACCUAAUCGGAGCUUUUUUUUAUGGAGAGACACUGCUGGCUGACUCUUGUGGUUGUGUUGUUUUUGGUUGUAGCCUUUGAAUGUCUGUGCCAUGGGGUAUACCUGGUCUCGAAGGCCAGCAAACAUGCCUCAGUCUUAAGGAAAGUUUGUUUGUUGAAAACAUGUGAACAUUUUUAAACACACACACACACACUCACUUAAAUUAUGGGGGAGUAAUAUUCUGAUGAAAAUGUACUAAACUAUUUUGGUAACUAAUUUAAAGAUCAUAGGAAAUAAACUCUUUGAAUCGGGUCUACAGUGUUUAUACAAAACUGCAGCCAUUUUCAGGCUUUUUGGUGGUGACUGGUUUGUAACACUUAGUUUUGUAAACAUGGUGUUUUAUUGCUUCCUGCUUUUCUAUGUGAUUGUCCAUAGUGUGAUGAUAACUUUGUGGGACAAUUUGGUUUUGUCCUGAACUGCUACAGCUUUGUGUAAUUCCAACUGAUUCUUACAGUAGGGUUUAGAUGUGUCACAUGUCUCCUCAAGUGUCACUUAGAAGUAGUUUGUCCUAUUUUUAAGACCUGGCUACUUUACAGAAUCUUGCUAGCAAUCAGAUUCCUCUUCCUCUCGUCCAACAUCCAUUGGCAAAUUGCUUUGUUGGUGCGACAUGUGAAAGAAACUGUACAAGGAGGCAAAAGCCUGUUUACAUGCAGUGCCACAACCCAAUCUGUCUGUCCGUUUAAUUGUGAAGGACCAAAGAAUCUAAACUGGGAUCAAAAAUUCCCCCAACCCCACAAAUUCCUGACUGCUCCCUUUCCAAUUAUGGUUUUUUUUUUUCUUCUCUGCCUCAUCUCUGUCAGUGUAAACUUUAGGCAAGAGGAUGUAGCAGCAGGCUGGUUUUAUCCACAGUUGGGAAUUGUAGAAGUACCUGCUUCUCUUUCCCACUCUUUAGCUCUUUAAGAAGCACUUUUUAAAAGAAAGAAUCCUAGAUUUCUAUGAAUUUUAAUAUUAAAAUGAAAUACCAGAAAUGUGAAUGCUUUGUUAGGUACCAAAUGGAAAAGCAAAACUGAUCUCUCCAUUUGUUUUGUAAAGAAUUAACUUUGGAUUAAGUUUCUGUAUAGGCAAUUUUGUUUACUGGGAUGGGGUGGGAUGAACCAUGAAUGAGAAGAAAUAUACAUUUUUUACAAAGAAAAUCUCAAUUCUGCCAGCAGUUGCUAUCUUAUAUAGUAUCUGCUCAGUACUGCUUUGUUUUUUGUUUUCAAGACCAAGGGGAUUCUGUGAUUGGCAUUUGUUUAAAGCUAAAUUGCAAUCAAUAUGGUGCUAGAGCAAAUCAUCCCUAAUGGAUUGCCCAAGGAAUUGUGUUUGGAUUAUGAAAGUCCACACACUAUUAACAGAAUAAUUCCUUUGACUCCCAUCUCUGCCCUUGUGUGCACAGGCCUAAUUAGAAAAUGGAUGGUUUUCCCACCCCAAAAGUCUUAAGGCCUUGGGAAGCCUAUGACUCCUUUUAUCUGACUGGCAAUUUUCUUCUCACUCUGGCUGUGGGAGAAGGUGAUAUUAUAUUGGCAAAAUCUACAGCAGUCAAAAAGGCAAGUAAGCCUUUGCCUUACAUGGAGGCAGAGGUUCAUCAUUAGCUGAAGAAUGUGUAUGGAAGCUUGUGUUAAAAAUUACCUGUUCCAUGUACCUUUCUUUCAAGAUGAAUGACUUUGUGGGGCUGAGGAAUGUCCACAUAUUGGGGUAGAGAGCCAAGUAACUUCAGAGCCUGGAGGGUGCCAAGCCAUGCUCCCUUUCUGAAACACUCCCUUUCACACAGCAGAAAGCAAUACCUCGCCAUUCUUGUUCUAGGGAAUUGCCUCUUUGCAGCACAUGCAGGCUGCAUUAUAACACCAUAGCUUAGUGUUAUAGACAAGUGCAGUGAGCACUGAUGCUCUGUGUUCCCUUCUCCUCACCCUCCAGCAUAAAUCAAUAGAAGGAAUGUUAGUUUUCACUCCUGUUUUAGAUUAAGCACAGGUUGUCCAAAUUUGAACAAAUCAGAUAAUUAAGGUUACUAUAGCAAGCUGACAGCAAACCAUAGUUAAGUUAAACUGCAGUUUAUGAUUGGAACCUUAUACUUAACUGGUCAAUCUAAAAUGGAAGUGACACUUUUGACACUUUCCUCAUAGCAUUGUCGUAGGAGGAGAGAAGCACAUGAACCUGAUGCUUACUGUAGGUCCUUCUUGUAAUGUUAAAACAUGGCUUACCAUACCAUGGGAACCUCACGCAGAGUCCUUGCAACUAUUAUUCAACACGGGAAAUUUUAUUUUUCUUUUUGACUUUCCAUAAGUCUCAAAGCAUAACCUGAGCCACUUCAAGGGCUGGCACAGCUCAGACAAAUGAAGAUUUUUUUUUCCUAAUAAGGAAUAACAUAAGCCUCAACAGUUUAUUGCUGUUCCACUAGAGAGGACCUUCCCUGAUUGUUUCCUCCUCUGAAAAAGAAAAGUAUUUAUUACUAGUGUGGGGUGGUUGUUUUUUCUCUUUUGUUUGUUUUUUUUUUUUUAAUUCUCCUCUGGGAUUUUAUCAGCCUUUGGAGCAAUGCAACGGGAAAUAGAUGUUGCUGGUGAAAAGUAUUAUAAGUGAAGUAUUCUGCAAAAUGGUGACUGUGGAUCAAAGAUCUCUAUGGGGCUUCCCCACUCUGUAGCUUCCAGUGUUUUAAAGAAAAAAAGUAAAUACAUACAAUAUAAAUUCUUAAAACUGCACA
Messenger RNA from Varanus komodoensis (Komodo dragon), 8943 nucleotides. RefSeq names its product unk zinc finger (gene UNK). The coding region runs from base 2 to 2389 and encodes 795 amino acids. NCBI's taxonomy places the organism in Eukaryota, Metazoa, Chordata, Lepidosauria, Squamata, Varanidae. Gene Ontology annotation, molecular function: metal ion binding; mRNA CDS binding. Gene Ontology annotation, biological process: cell morphogenesis involved in neuron differentiation. The record is from RefSeq and is a predicted model, not a curated record. The transcript has 17 exons.